AUAGAGUCUUUACAUCCUUACCAUGGCUUGCAAGGGUGGGUCAGACAAGACCCCGCCUCCAGGUUACACAGUCCAUCCAAGUGACCACCGCAUUCAAAAUGUAUCAGUUGACCUGGCUAUACUACCACAAGAUACUCAGUCUCCUGCCAUACCAGUUGUAGCUGACCAUCCCACCCCCUCCAUAGCCGAUGGUGAGCCCAUCCUGCAGAGUGGAGACCCAGAUUUUGCCUCCCAAGCAGCAGUAACCAUCACUCCAACGGUUAGCUUUAUAAAUGGUAGACAUGAAAUCACACUGGAGCCACACAGCCAGAUAGAAGAAGAGGCCAAAGGUACCCAGAUUAUGACAAAUGUGACAACUCUGGGAGCAAGUGAUGAAAUAACCACAGUGUUUGAUUAUACCGAUCUCCCUGUUGAUAGCUCCAAUGAAUCUAUAGAGUUGCAGACGACAAUGCUGACCUCUACAGAGAUCCAAAAUGAGUAUGAAACUGAUAUAAUCCCAAUAGUCGAAUCGACACCUCCUCAGAUACUCCCUGGGGUAGAUGAACUCACUACAAAAGGCCCAACACAGAAUCACACAACCUCUGUUCCAGCCUCAACAAUGGAGAACACAGAAUCGAAAAGUGCACUAAAAGUUGAAGCUGGCCCAGCUGUCACAUACGACACAGAGAGGAUGUAUAAUGUCACAGCUACCUCUGCUGACUUUGUUCCUACAGUAACACCAGCUGCACCACACAUCACCACAGUAACUAAAGAAACCCAAACCACGAAGGCUGAUGUGAGAACCACGUCUGUCGUUACCACAUCUGCACAAGAAGAGGUAGGCGAGUCAGGGAGGACUCCGCUGUAUGUGAAAAGUGACUCAUACGUGACUCAGACAGAGAAGCCCAAGGACGAAUCCCCUGUUACUUCUCCAACUGAACUUUACAGAGUCAGAGAUAAAGCAGAAACCACAGAGGAGACAAAGAGCACAUCUGCCCCUCCAGCUGCUGAAGACAGCCCUCGGUCUACAUUACAGACUGUGUACACUCCCUUCUCGGAUGACGCUGAUGAGACAACACUAACAUCAACAACUAGUGACUCACAGAGCUCCACUCAAGAUGUGGAAGGAGAGAAAGAGACCCAAGCCCCAAAAGAAUUUGCCUUCAGCACAACAGCUCCUUUAGUAUCAAGUAGUUUAACCACUCAUAAACAGACAGCCAAGACUGAGAUAGCACCAGCUAUAGAUGUACGCAGCACUGAGUCAUCAGCAUCUGUACCAUCUACCCUGGCUGAAAAUGUAGAGCGUACAGUCACGAGUCAGGGAGGAAGUACAGCCAGCCAAAUGUCUUCAGUCUCAUCAGCAGAGAAAGCUACAACUGAUGCAAUGUCUACACCAGAGGAGGAGGGUUCGGGGGUUCAAACGGUGCAGCUGACAACUGGCUCACCAUCAGAAACAUCUGCAGGGACAGCAAUAUCAGGCAUUACACAUAGAGAUCAAGCUACAGGGGAGAGUGAAAUGAGGUGA
Notothenia coriiceps (black rockcod) is the source of this 1504-nucleotide messenger RNA. Lineage: Eukaryota; Metazoa; Chordata; Actinopteri; Perciformes; Nototheniidae. The record is from RefSeq and is a predicted model, not a curated record.